Molecule: messenger RNA, 1026 nt
Organism: Metarhizium brunneum ARSEF 3297
Lineage: Eukaryota; Fungi; Ascomycota; Sordariomycetes; Hypocreales; Clavicipitaceae
Product: Lipase
Biological process (GO): lipid metabolic process
Source: RefSeq, a predicted model, not a curated record
AUGUUGUUAAAUAUCGUUCUUGGUUUUGCUUUUGCUGCCGUUGUUGCCGCGAAACCAAUUGCCACAGACGAUUAUGGGAAUACUCUUGAGACCAGAGGGGGAAAUGUCCAGGUCUCCGAAACGGAUCUUACCAACAUGAAGUUUUACUCUCAGCACUCUGCCGCUGCAUACUGCAACUACAAUACGGCUGUUGGAAAGCCCAUUGUGUGUAAAGACACGGCAUGCCCUCUUGUCAUGCAGAACAAACCUGUCGUGAUAGCCUCCAUGGUUGGCCGGCUUACCGGGAUCGGCGCCUACGUAGCCAUCGACUCUAUCCGCCAGGAGGUCAUCUUUUCUAUCCGUGGCAGCAAUAACAUUCGCAACUACAUCACCGACGUCAUCUUCGCCUGGCGCAGCUGCGAUCUCGCACACCAGUGCAAACUCCAUACCGGUUUCGCCGAGGCCUGGGAUGAGAUCAAGGACGCUGCUUCUGCAGCCAUCAAGUCUGCUCGCGAGAAGAACCCCGGCUAUAAAGUUGUAAUAACUGGCCACUCCCUGGGGGCGGCCGUCGCAAUCAUUAGCACAGCCUACCUCCGCCGCGACGGUAUCCCAAUUGAUCUGUAUACAUAUGGCGCCCCCCGCGUGGGCAACGACAAGUUUGCAAAUUGGUUCUCCAGCCAGCAGGGCCGGCAUUGGCGGGUCACACACGAGAACGACCCUGUGCCCCGUCUUCCCCCCAUCUUCACCGGCUAUCGGCACGUCACCCCGGAGUACUGGCUGUCGGGCGGGGAUGCCUUCCAGACAGUCUACGACCUCUCCGAAAUCCGUGUCUGCAAGGGCAUCGCCAACAUCAAGUGCAAUGCUAGCCGCUUCAUCACCGACAUCCUUGCCCAUUUGUACUACCUCGGCUACACCGGUGGCUGCUCCGCCUCCCCAUUGAGGCUGAGAGAUGGCCAGGAGGAGGAUCCUUUGCCUCAGGACCUCAAGGACCGUCUUACCGCUUGGAGUCAGAAGGACCAGCAGUUUGUCGAGGAAAAUGACAUCUAG